UAUCUGCUGUUGGCUUGUGUGGAUGUAUGUAUGUGUUAUGCAACAUAGCUGACUUGAAACAUUGUUAAAAGUAUCAGGGCCAUGGGACUUUCUCAUGAUGGAAAAAUACAGAGAAGCAUGAAGACAGGAACUGUUCAAAUUAGUUGGGAGGGGGGCACAUUCAGAAUGGGGUGUUGCGAGAACAAGCGGUCUUUUGUUAGAUAACAGGAGCCAGGUACGAGAUAACAGUAUGGAGCAUGAGAGUCUGGAUGUUCUUCACAAGCAACAUUUACAUCUAUCAACAGAAGCGCCAAGAUGCGGGGACCCGCCUGAGCGCCUGCAAUAGGCUGAGCAAGUUCAAACCACGCCCAGUCUACUGUGAUAGGCCAACAGACGGGUUGGAACUGUCUAUCACAGUAUAAAGAAUACUGUUUUACAUAAGUCUUGUCAGUUCCCUGUUCUGCCCUGCGUGGUAUUACAGUGAGCCCGUAUAUACGAAAGUUGCAUUUGCCAUUUAUUACUUAGCUAAUAAAAAAUACAUAGUAUAAAAUCGGCGACUCAUUGUUAUAUUUAUCCUGAUACCAGAUUCGAAUUUACGCAACUCUAACAGUGUUCACAUUCACUUUUCAUCACACGGAAACAGUGAAGAGAGUAUCAUUUAGCUAGCAUAGAAUACAGUUGAACUCGUCGGUGUCACAUCACGAUCAUACUUACUACAAUGAGCGGCAGAGGGAAACCACGAAGCGUGCGCGCAAAGAGUCCGGAACCAGCGCAUGUCAAGAAUCCGGUUCGGGCCAAGAGUGCCCGGCAACCUCCAAAGGAACCAGUGAAAGACACUAAGAAGGAAACGCAACAGGUCAUUGAUGAAUACAACCCCAAGAAAACCAAGGAACAUAAGCAGCCUAAUCGCACCACUGGGGAAAAGGCACCUGUGCCACAGAAGUGCGUAGAAUUUAAAACCGGAUCAAGGAUGGUCAAAAAAGGUUACAGCGUUGACUCAAAUCCGAAUAAGAUCCUGUUUACAACCAUUGAACAAUUGAAGAUUAAGAAGAAACAGAAAUCGGAAUCAGCAAGUAUUGUCAAUGACACGGUAAAGCAUAUAAUGGACCACAUGAAAAAGUGUACAGAAUGCUUCAAAGAUGUAAAUGAUCUGCGCACUGGGAGUUAUUACGAGAAUUUAAAGAUUUCUAAUCCCGACGAAUUUGACGUGAUGUUAACUGUGCCUGUCAAGCGGGUGGACAUUCGGCCGUUUGGGGAUGUUGGGGCGUUUUACAGCGUGGCGUUCAAACGAGGAAAACACUCGUUGGAUCGCUUUCUAUGUGAAGACAACACAAUAUCUGCCAGUGGAAUGCUUACGGAGUUCAGAAACGAGGUUAAAACGUGUGUGAAGAUACUCGAAGACGUGGAGUUGGAGAAGAAAAAGAAGGGUUGCCCGGCGGUGACUUUACUGAUAAACGGGACGGGAACGGUCCCUAUCUCACUGGACAUUGUUCUGGGUCUUGAGGUCCGCUCGAGCUGGCCCACUUUCACCCAAGGAGGAAUAGACAAAAUAGACAUCUGGCUCGGGACCAAAGUGAAGAAAGAACAAAAGCUUAAGGGGUACUACCUCGUUCCGAAGUACGAGGGAAAGGGCACGGUGGAACGGGAAGGUGUCUGCGCCAAAGACACGUGGCGCAUCUCAUUCUCGCAUGUGGAGAAGAGUAUCCUAACAAAUCAUGGCUCUCAGAAGACCUGCUGCGAGGCCAGCGGGACUCGCUGCUGCAGGAAGUUCUGUCUGAAGCUUCUGAAGCACCUGUUGGACUUGCUGAAGGCAGAGAACCCUCGUCUGUCAAAGUUCUGUUCCUACCACGCCAAGACCACCCUGCUCCACGCCUGCUGCUCCAGGACCCAGGACAGCGACUGGGAGGCGGCCCAGCUGGGACUCUGCUUCCAGCAGCUGCUGGAGGACUUUGAGGGCCACCUGAAAGAUGGCAUGCUCCCCAACUUCUUUAUCCCCAAACACAAUCUACUGGGCUCCGGCCAUGACCGCAAGAGCUGUCAGUUCCUGGCCCGGCGCAUCGAGGAGGAACGCAACAAUGGUUUCCCCAUUUUCCGCAAGUGCUCCGGCCUGUCCGGCGCCGCUGCCGGAGCGUCCCGCCUGUCCAGCGCCGCUGCCGGAGCGUCCCGCCUGUCCGGCGCCGCUGCGGAGCCUCCCGCCUGUCCGGCGCCGCUGCCGGAGCCUCCCGCCUCCGGCGCCUGUCCCGCCGGCGCCGCUGCCAGAGCCCCUCAUCUCUACGAGUCUCACUGGGCGUUUCCUAACCCGACUAGCCCCUGA
Molecule: messenger RNA, 2293 nt
Organism: Oncorhynchus keta (chum salmon)
Lineage: Eukaryota; Metazoa; Chordata; Actinopteri; Salmoniformes; Salmonidae
Product: cyclic GMP-AMP synthase-like
Exons: 7
Coding region: 698-2293 (531 amino acids)
Biological process (GO): negative regulation of double-strand break repair via homologous recombination; positive regulation of type I interferon production; DNA damage response
Cellular component (GO): site of double-strand break; cytosol; nucleus
Molecular function (GO): chromatin binding; double-stranded DNA binding; 2',3'-cyclic GMP-AMP synthase activity
Source: RefSeq, a predicted model, not a curated record